AUGACUAGCAUCAAAAUUCCAUUCGAGAAUCUCGGCAAAAAUUCCUAUAAAGACUCUUAUAGAAGGCCACAAUCAGCGCGCAACUACUCAGAAUCUCGCAAAAACCCUAUUUUACAGUUAGAUGAUUUCACUACAACUCCCAAAUCAAUGAGGGCAAAAGUCCCUGGAUAUAUGGACUCAAGUCGAUGGCUGAAUGAAAGACCAAAAGGAAAAGGAUUAGUUAGAUCUACUACAGGCAGCUCAUAUAAUUUUAUAAGUUCGCAAGAUCUUAUUAACUUUAAGCCGACCAAGCGAAUUUUCGCUCAAGGAAGAGCAUUUCCUAUACCUGAGAGGGCUUGCAUUCGCUUAAAACCUGCUGCUCCUGUAAAGAAUCCAGUUUUACAGACUGACCAAUGUUUUGGAAAUAAAGAAAAACCUUGCAUUAGGAUUAUUGACCCAAGACCAUCGUUUAUAACUGAGUAUUUCAAUUGAAUAAGGCAAUUUAUACAUAUUUUAUUUAUAAAUAGUAUAUUUAUCUAUAUAAAAAAUAAUUUAAUUAAAUUAAAAUGCUUUUCUCGCCAUAAGCAGGCAAAUCCUCUAGCCUUUCCCCAUCUUGGCUCCAAAUGUCGUCAUUUUGGAUUUCCGAUCUGAAGAAGCUGUUCCAAGGGAUCAGCUUACCAGAUCAGAGUCACCAUCUGUAGAGAAGACCAUAAGGUGGAUAAAGACUGUCUAGCAAAUCUUGCAGGGCUUCGAGUUAAGCAAAAAAUUUCCCUCUUCAGCAAGGGCCCAAGCCUGAAGGCCUACUUCAAAAGGGAUAGAGGCCCUGCUUUCAGCUUCAUCAGUAGGGAGUGCACCUCAGAGUCCAAUUUUCGUCAACUUCAACAUCUUAUUUCUCCUAUAUAAUAAGGGCUUAUCCAUUUUUUAACUAGAAAAUUUUUAUUUAUCCUAUUUCAAUAUGAGAAAUUCUCUUCCUUCCUCAGAGCUUGGAUUUAAGAAAAAUUUAUUGUAAUUUUUAUGCAGCGCUGAGCAAAAUAAAAGCCGAGUUUUUGACCAAGCUGGAGUUUGUGACCCAUUCGAUUCGCAUAGAAAAACAAUUGACCAUAGGCAAAGUUCAGUUUCUGAUUUACUCUCAUAUAAAUAUGCAUUGCCAUAUAGAGAAAAUAAAAUAACAGAGAAAAUAUAA
This is a messenger RNA of Blepharisma stoltei, 1162 nucleotides long. Lineage: Eukaryota; Ciliophora; Heterotrichea; Heterotrichida; Blepharismidae. The record is from the annotation of a GenBank genome assembly.